This is a messenger RNA of Linepithema humile (Argentine ant), 3394 nucleotides long. RefSeq names its product solute carrier family 35 member F3. The record is from RefSeq and is a predicted model, not a curated record. NCBI's taxonomy places the organism in Eukaryota, Metazoa, Arthropoda, Insecta, Hymenoptera, Formicidae.
CGAAUUAGUUAGAACGUUAAUUAUUCCGAGAGCUUUGAGAAACUCGAGUCUUGAUCUUUAAAUUAAAUCUCUUCCGCAUCAAGGAAUUAAUUAACGCAUUAAAGGAAUGAAUCGUUCGUUUCGGAAUAUUCUGUACGCAACUUCACACCGAGAAGCUGUAAUCGAAAUGGCGCAACAGCAGCGAAAGUAGAUGCGGACGGUGCAAGCGCAGACGCGCGAGCGGCUUAGUGAACGGGCUUGCUUACAAGGGUUGGGUAAUCAAUGGCAUGGCAGGGCGCUUAAGACCAUCUCUAACCACAACACGGUGCAAUACGUGGUGGAUGUGCACGCAGGAACCACCGUUUUUCAUUCUCCUCCUCUCAGGGUAACUCAAAGAGUAUCGUCAGUCUGCGUAUAAAUAUAAAAGUAAAUAUUCUUUGAAAUAAAAUCAUACAGUUCUCGUGUGUAAACAGUUCGCGAUCAGCUGCAUGACACCCUUCCAGCAAUGAUGAAUCGUGCGGCAGGCUAAUUAUGUCGCGAGCUCCUUAUUAAAUAAAUGUUAAUUGACGAGUGAAAAUUCGAUUGUCGCGAAUCCGCGGUCCACAGCGAUGACACUUUGUGACAUUGAUCUCGCGUGAUAAAUUGAGUUAAGCGUAAGAAAUCGGUCGGGAUCGCCCGAAGUGGACCAUGAAUCAUGGAUACGUCGCAGGUCGAAAACGACGCAACUUCGGAAGAAAAACGUAAGGAAGAGCACGCUUGAGCUAUGGGUAGCGGAGGAGUUGGUGAAGUAUCAACGAUAUUUCACCCCCGACGAUUGCGUCCAUCAAAUUUAACCUUCAGCGAAGAUCAGCAGAUUCAUGGGCCGUUUGUCACCCCUAUUCAGGUUGCACUCCGUGCUUCAGCAUGCGAUCAACAGCAGGGAUGCACCGAUGGUUGCGGCGACUCCGCCUCGAGCUGUCGCACUUUGGAGACAACCGAAAGUGCCACAGGAAGCGGCGGCGGAGGCGGCGAUAGUGGGACCGGAGGUGUCCAAGUUCAUUCGACAGGUCAAACUCAAUCGUCAACUCAUGUGACGCCGAUUCCAACUCCGGUUGCUCAACAACCACACCAUUCAAGCUCAAUUGUGGCCUGUUUCUCCUCUUUCUGCGCGAAAAGCGCAAAAAAGAUAUACUUCGGAAUAUGUGUGACAUUAUGCGUAACCGCGAGUUGGGUCGGUGCGACCCAUUGCAUUAAGUAUUUGUACUUUCAUAAGUCAGACGAAAUCCUGCAGACGAUCGCUUCCGCGAAUUCCUCCUCGAACGGACUUCAUCAUCAACAUAUCAUCCCUCCGUACAAUGCACCCUUCUUCACGACGUGGUUCUGCACCAACUGGGAGGUCCUGUACUUUCCGGUAUACUUCAUCUGUCGCGCUGUCAGGACCAAGUGCGUCACCCCUUCCGAGAUAAUUGCUGAGAGCUUUCGCGGUUUUCGCGACAAGGGCUUCACAGGUGGUCGAUUUUUAAUUAGAUGCAGUCUCUUCUGCGCCCUGUGGGUUAUCACGAAUUAUUUGUACAUACUUUCGCUGAGGAUAUUGUUAAGUACGGACGUAAUGGCGCUAUUUGCGACCAACGUCUCGUGUGUCUACCUGCUCUCAUGGGUCAUCCUUCACGAACAAUUCGUGGGUGUGAGGAUAGUCGCAGUAAUCCUUUGCAAUACCGGUAUCGCGUUGUUAGCUUAUAUGGAUGGCAUAACUGGAAGUCCAACAUUGGGAGGUGUUGUUUUAGCUACAGCAGCGGCGGCUGGUUCUGCCGUUUACAAAGUUCUUUUUAAGAAAGUGAUAGGAGAAACCACAUUUGGCCAAAUGUCUCUAUUUUUUUCUCUUAUUGGUUUGUGCAACGCCACUCUAUUAUGGCCGGUUUGUCUCACCCUUUACUUUUCCGGAGUGGAAACCAUGUAUUGGGCAAGAUUUCCGUGGGCAGCAUUACUUUCCGCGAGCAUUCUCCACUUAGUUGCAAAUAUGAUUGGCAAUUUCAGCAUCGCGUUCACUUACGACUUGUUUAUCACUCUUGGAUUAAUAACAGCUGUACCUGUGUCCGCUGCUUUGGACAUUAUUUUCUACGGAGCGUGCUUCGUAGGUAUGAAAUUAGCGGGAUUGAUCUUCAUAGCAGUCGGUUUCUUCCUCGUCAUGUUUCCGGAUAAUUGGCCAGAUUACAUAACGAAGAUUCUCCGAAACGUAGUCCUCAUGAGUCACAGUACAAGGUGGAGCAGGAGACACAGGCAUGGUUCGUCAGACGGAUCGUCGCGUGAUGUGAUCGAUUAUCGUACCGGUUAUAUAAAAUCGCAUCUACGUUCACCCUCGGGCAGGGUUCGGUGACUAAACACACUGAGAACCGAAGCAAUAAUUAAAUUAUGGCAGACAUAUAUGUAUAUAUAGAUUUCUUUAGCAACGGCGAUGGUCAAAGUUAUAAACGCGAAUUUGACCAGCGGAUAAAUUUUCCAUAAAUCAAUUUAAAUUUUCUGAAUUUUUUAAAACUUUUUAAUGCCUUGCUAAUGAUGUAUCGUUUCAUGAACAUCAGCUAUUUUCAUAGUUUAAUCAUUUCUUUGUUGCUAAUAAUUUUAACUUCGGCACGAGACGAAAAACUAGUUAAAUAAGCGAACGCAAAUAAAAAAAUUUGCUCCAAAACGAAUACUUUUUAAUCGUGUACUUUCUUAAGUAUUUUUCAAUUUACUUAAUAAUUUAUUAAAAAAUGUAUUAAACGUCGUAACGAGACACCACCGGAACCAAACUUCUUCAGAUAUGUAGGGAAGUUCAGAAGAAACUUGCUAUUAUAUAGUAGUAACGUAAGAAAAAAAAAACUUUUUGCAACUGCUAAAAUUUCCACUAAUUCAGUUUUUCAUAUAAACUAUUAGAAAAAUUAAACUCAAACAGAUUUGUGAAAUCUGAAGAAUAAGAUUUUAAUCUGAUAAAGUAGAAAGAAUCAUAGAAGACAUACUAGUAAUAAUUUUAGAUCUUUAUUUAAAAGUCUUAUCAUAAUUGAUAUCAUCAUUGAUAAAAAAUUACGAAUACGCGCAAUACGUAAAGACAAUCAGAAAUAGCGGACUAGCUCUGAUAAAUGUUGUUUUUCCUAUAUCGCGCAUUGAUUUGUACAGAUAUCAUUUACAGCAAGUAUUUUCUGUUGUGAUAAGCGUUGAUACACUGUUGUUUUGUUACAAUAUUGUCAUAUUUACAACGACUCAUAAAGAAAUUCUUAUCGGUAUUAGUGUAACAUUACAGGGUUGACAAUUUUACCUACAUUACAAAAAAAACUUAUAAUAAAUUUUAAAUCUUUACCAUAGUGUUCUAAAUUAAAGAUAGAAACUAAAACGAUGAUGUCGAAUUUUGUGACAACUAUAAUCUAUAAAAAGAGAAAUAUUUAAUAAACUAGGAAGACUCACA